GCGCGGUAGGUAGUGUUUGCUCAGCGCGCGACAGUGUCGUGGGUGAUUCUCCGGUGCUAAGAGUAGGGCGGAUCGAAAGCCGGCGAGCCUGCUGAGGCGGGGACACGGGUGGACGUGGGGUCCUAGACUUCAGUGCUACCCACCCGCUAGUAUCCUGUCUGGCUCAUGUCACGAGGUGUGUCCGCGGCGCGGGAGCUCCUGGGAUGGCGAGUCUGAGCAGCUGAUGGGACAAGAAGCGGCGGCCCCGUUCCGCUCACCUUAAAGCAGAUUGAAGAUGGAUACCUAAAGACCCAAGAGACAGCGCCACUGAAAGUGGACUGGCGUCAAGCGCAGCUGCCGGGUGGUGGCCCGGGGACACCCCUGGCAUCCAGGUUAGGAUCAUGACUCCUGUAAACAACCAUGAUGUGGCAGCGGAGAGCAUUUUUGACCUGGACUAUGCUUCCUGGAAGAUUCGCUCCACUCUAGCCGUAGCUGGGUUUGUCUUCUACCUGGGUGUCUUUGUGGUCUGCCACCAGCUGUCAUCCUCCCUAAAUGCCACCUACCGCUCCCUGGCGGCCAAAGAGAAGGUCUUCUGGAACCUGGCAGCUACUCGUGCCGUCUUUGGCGUCCAGAGCACAACUGCAGGCUUGUGGGCUCUGCUGGGAGACCCCGUGCUUCCUGCCGACAAAGCUCUUGGGCAGCAGAACUGGUGCUGGUUUCACAUCACCACAGCCACUGGAUUCUUCUUCUUUGAGAACGUGGCUGUCCACCUGUCCAACCUGCUCUUCUGGACGUUUGACGUGUUCUUGGUUGUCCACCACUCCUUCGCCUUCCUUGGGUUUCUUGGGUCAGUGCUCAAUCUCAGAGCUGGCCACUAUCUAGCCAUGGCCACUUUGCUCCUAGAGAUGAGCACGCCCUUCACCUGCAUCUCCUGGAUGCUCCUAAAGGCCGGCUGGUCGGACUCCCUGUUCUGGAAGGUCAACCAGUGGCUCAUGGUCCACAUGUUCCACUGCCGCAUGAUCCUCACCUACCACAUCUGGUGGGUGUGCUUCACGCACUGGGACGCGCUCCUCGGCAGCUUGUUCCUGCCUCACUUUGCACUCUUCCUCUCUGGCUUGGCCCUGCUCACACUCAUCAUCAACCCCUACUGGACACACAAAAAGACACAGCAACUUCUCAAUCCUGUGGAUUGGAACUUCGCACAGCCUGAAGCCAAGGGCAGCAGGCAAGAAAGGACCAACGGCCAGGUGCCUCAGAAGAAGAGGCUCUAGUACCCAGGGACCAGGUGGAGCGUGGUGCCAGCGGAUGGGUGUCCAGGGUUCUGCAGAGCC
Molecule: messenger RNA, 1310 nt
Organism: Acomys russatus (golden spiny mouse)
Lineage: Eukaryota; Metazoa; Chordata; Mammalia; Rodentia; Muridae
Gene: Cln8
Product: CLN8 transmembrane ER and ERGIC protein
Exons: 3
Coding region: 381-1250 (289 amino acids)
Biological process (GO): lipid homeostasis
Cellular component (GO): membrane; endoplasmic reticulum
Source: RefSeq, a predicted model, not a curated record